Cylicostephanus goldi is the source of this 705-nucleotide messenger RNA. The record is from the annotation of a GenBank genome assembly. NCBI's taxonomy places the organism in Eukaryota, Metazoa, Nematoda, Chromadorea, Rhabditida, Strongylidae.
UUUUACUACAAUACAUUCGCCAAGAAAUGCACAGAGUUCAUCUAUCGAGGUCUUAAAGGGAAUGAGAACAAUUUCCUCACGAUGGAACAAUGCCAAGAUGUUUGUCAAAAAUGGACCAACCCGUGCCCUGUGGAAAACUUCGCCUCCAGAAAAGAAUGUACAGCAAAUGGGACGGAAUGUGGAGCAAGUCAAUGGUGUCACAUUGGAUCAUCUGAAGCCACAACGGUUUGCUGUCCAGGAGCCGCACAAGAUCCGUGCUCACUUCCUGUCGAGACCGGCGAAGGCAACUCGGAACUGCCUCGAUGGUAUGCUGAUCCGAAUGAUCGCUCCUGCUCGAUGCAAUGCAAGCCGUUCAUCUAUAAAGGAAUCAAGGGAAAUCAAAAUAACUUUUUGACGAAAACAGCAUGCGAGCGCAAGUGCAAACGCGAAUGCAAAUCACCUUGUGGAUCUGGAGAAAUGUUGAUGACACCACUGCACGAGCCAAGAAUGUGCAGCCCUACGUCGCCAUGCCCUCAGUCACACUGGUGUCACGUUGGCAUCACGCCAGAGUUGACUGUUUGCUGUUCUACUAUGCCCAAUACGUGUGAGAUGCCGAUCAUGAAAGGCCAUGGCAACUCCUACCUAACAAGAUGGCACUUCGACAAAGAUCAAAAGAAAUGCAUCAAGUUCAUCUACAGUGGUGAAGGAGGAAAUCAGGUAUGUUGA